CUAUACAAAGCAUCCGUCAAGGAGCUUGCAGAAACAGGCACCAUCAAAGUCGGUUCUUCUAUAGCCGAUAUUAAGGACACGAUAGUUCAGCGGAUCAAGAAAUACCUUCAACGUGCCAACCACCCCCGGUACACCGGAAGUGGAAGCCAAAGCAGCACUUCACUUGGCGUCAGGAUGCAGUAUUCUAGACAGAGUAUUGCGACAAUUCAACGCGUCGACAGUGAUACGUCCAAACCUGUGAACAAGCAGAGCUAUGUGGACGCUCAUCAGAUCGCUAUAUUCUAG
Molecule: messenger RNA, 285 nt
Organism: Talaromyces proteolyticus
Lineage: Eukaryota; Fungi; Ascomycota; Eurotiomycetes; Eurotiales; Trichocomaceae
Exons: 2
Source: RefSeq, a predicted model, not a curated record